AUGUCGACGCGAGCGUGGACGAGGCGGGACAAGAUCAAAGGGGGCGUCGGAGCCGUUGCCUUUGCCGCUGUCAUAUUCGUCGGCUCCCUGACCGGCGCCCAUAUCAAGUCGGAUAGGCAAAAAGAUGACGCGAUCAAACAGUUCCGCCAAUCCACCCCGGCCGACCAAAUCGCCAUCCUAGAAACGCAAAAGCUCCACCUGCUGCAGCAGAAGCAACAGCUGGAGAGGAAGCUGCACCUGUUCAACGACCGAGUGAGAGACAGGGACGCCGAGCAGAGGAAGGGGGAAAGGUAA
This is a messenger RNA of Drechmeria coniospora, 294 nucleotides long. RefSeq lists its product as uncharacterized. The transcript is spliced from 2 exons. Lineage: Eukaryota; Fungi; Ascomycota; Sordariomycetes; Hypocreales; Ophiocordycipitaceae. The record is from RefSeq and is a predicted model, not a curated record. The coding region runs from base 1 to 294 and encodes 97 amino acids.